Molecule: messenger RNA, 1890 nt
Organism: Temnothorax curvispinosus
Lineage: Eukaryota; Metazoa; Arthropoda; Insecta; Hymenoptera; Formicidae
Gene: Kal1
Product: anosmin-1
Exons: 8
Coding region: 73-1599 (508 amino acids)
Biological process (GO): neuron differentiation
Cellular component (GO): extracellular region; cell surface
Molecular function (GO): peptidase inhibitor activity; protein binding
Source: RefSeq, a predicted model, not a curated record
AAGAAAUCCGCGAGAUAUAGAAUUCACGCGGGCCGAGAGUAGGCUGCUCCCGAAAGGACCAUCAACAAUCCGAUGCCGCACGCCGGCAAUCCGACAUCAGCUUUAGCUGCGAAAACAAGGCGGAGGCAGCAACUACCGGCCACCCUCAAAAAAUGGUGGCCGUGGUGGUUGCUGCUACCAGGAUGCUUGGCGUCGUGGACGCGAUACGUCGAGGAGUACGAUUCCAUUAGAGUGGCCAGGUGCGACGCCCGAUGCGGGGAAAAUCAACCUGACGAGUGCGUGGAAAAUUGCUUGGCGUCGAAUUACACAAAACCUGGUUAUUGCCCCGAGAGAAUGUCUAUGACGCCCUUCGAAGCCGCUUGCUUGAUCGCCUGCGUCGACGACUCCCGCUGUCCGGAUUUGGCCAAGUGCUGCUCCCACGAUUGCGGCAUCACGUGCAUGCAUCCCAUCGGUUUGGACAGUCGAAACGAUCUGCCACCUGUGCCCGAGAACCUACAGAUACAACAGCAAAAGAGAAAUCUGGUACUUCUGACGUGGCGCAACGGCAAGCCAAGCGGCGGUAACGUAUCCGCCAACAACAAGGACGGGGAUGUCCGGUAUCUGGUCGAGGAGCGUCAUCUGGUCGGCCCCAGGUACAUGGAAUCCAGAUUGAGUUCCUGGACUGUGUGUCACGUGUCAACGAAGCCGCACGCGACCCUCCGAGGUAGGCUGAAAACAGGACAUUGGUAUCAGUUUCGUGUGGCGGCCGUCAAUGGAAAUGGAUCGCGCGGAUAUUCGCAACCUUCCAGGCCCUUUAAAACGAAAGAACCGCGAAAUCCGAAGGAACCGCAGAACUUGACCUUGUCUAACGCGCGGCUCGUCGGUGGAAAGCUGCGUAUUAAUUUACGAUGGGUUAAACCGGUAUCGGACGUGCCGAUAUCGUUUUAUAAAGUGUUUUGGACCAGAUUUAUCCACGGACCAACAAACGAAUCUAUUCUCGUCUAUCACAGGACGAUUUUUAAAGAUAAGACCUGUUACGAACUGAAGAAUCUGGAGGUCAAAUGCCAGUAUUUCUUUCAAGUGCAGGCGGUGGCGAUGUACGGCGGUCGGCGUCUUACCUCGCGCAAGGCGUCCAAGGUCUUCAACAGCACCGAUUACAUGGCGUACGCCGACAUCGGGAGACGUUCUCGCAGGUGCGAGCGAACGCAGGCCGGCCUCCACGUGCGUCGCAUGAAUUGCCACUGUGGGGAAGUCAAGACGCGUUUAGUUUGGCCGACAAGCAGCGACGGUAGCAUGUAUAAUGUCACUUGGCAAGAAGAGUCCUGUUCACGCAAGAAAAACCCGGAACGUCGGCGGAAAUCCGUUGGUUGGAAGGUGGUUCAGACACCGCACUAUGAUUUGCGACAACUUCGAAACGACUGCAUGUAUAGCGUGAAUGUGCGAAACAUAUUGAAGAACGGCGAAAGUGUCGAUCAUGGGACCAGUAUAGAGUUCUUCGCAACCGGAUGUCAGGACGAUCAGAAGCAGCGGAAGUAUUCGCGGGGAAAAGUAACGCGAUGCAAAACAAAAUCGUCCAGAUACACAAAGCGGUUUUCCGGUUUAUUUGUGAUAAAUAAAUAAAUAACGAUAAAUAAAUUUUGGCAGGGUGUGCGCAAAGCAAACGAAUUGUAAGCUGUAAUUGUAAUAUCUAUAGCUUAUGAAUAAUAACGAUAAUUUCUUCAUAGCUUAUAAAUAUUAUUCUAGCAUCUUAUAAUUCAAUUGUGCGUUGUGUGGAACAGUUACAUAAACCGUAUUCGAUAAUGCGGUAUUGCAGAAACUUUUUAAUGUCAAAAUGUGUACAAUAAUUUUUCGAAGAAAGCACUGUAACUUCAUAGAUGCUUUUUUUUAUAAGAUUCUUUCAUAAUAAAGAUC